AACUGGCUACGCUAAGAAAAUCGCUUUCAGAGUGAGCGAGUGGUUGGGCAAAGCGUCAGUGUAGCGUACAGUAGUACUCCUAUAUUACAGGAUAUUGACCAGAUUAAGAUGAGGCGAACACUGACUAGAAAAAAUUACUGCUCCUGCUGGUCUACUACGCUGCGCUACACGCACACACAGACAAAGAGAAGCGCUCUGCUGCGUUAGCUCGGAUCGGAGGUCAGAAUCAAAAUCAAUCGAGCCAUGGCUGAGCUAGCUCCGCUCUCCAUGCUCUUCCUUGCCCUGCUCGUCGUCGUCCCCGUGCUCUACUUCAUCCGGUCGUCGCGCCGGCAUGAGGAGGGAAGCAGCCGGCCGCGGCCCCCGCCGUCGCCGUGGGCGCUGCCGGUCAUCGGCCACCUCCACCACGUCGCCGGCGCGCUCCCGCACCGCGCGAUGCUGGGCCUGUCGCGCCGCCACGGCCCGCUCAUGCUGCUCCGCCUCUGCGAGCUCCGCGUCGUCGUCGCCUCCUCGGCCGACGCCGCGCGGGAGAUCAUGAAGACCCAGGACCUGGCGUUCGCGUCGCGGCCCAUGACCCCGACGGGGACGGCCCUCCUCGGCGACAGCCCGGGCAUCGUGUUCGCGCCCUACGGCGACGCGUGGCGGCAGCUCCGCAAGAUCUGCACCCUCGAGCUCUUCACCUCCCGCCGCGUCAGGUCCUUCCGGCCCGUGCGCGAGGAGGAGGUCGGGCGGCUGCUCCGGUCGGUGGCGGUGGCGGCUCCGUCGUCGGCGGUGAACCUGAGCGAGCGGAUCAGCGCGUACGUCGCGGACUCGGCGGUGCGCGCCGUCAUCGGCAGCCGGUUCAAGGACCGCGGCGCGUUCCUCCGGAUGCUCGAGCGGAGGAUGAAGCUCGCGCCGGCGCAGUGCCUGCCGGACCUCUUCCCGUCGUCGCGGCUGGCGAUGCUCGUCAGCCGGAUGCCGCGCGAGAUGAAGCGGGAGCGCCGGGAGAUGAGGGACUUCAUCGACGCCAUCAUCCAGGAGCAUCAAGAGAACAGCCCGGCCGGCGCCGGCGCCGACGACGACGACUUUCUCGACGUCCUCCUGAGGAUCCAGGGAGAGGGGAAGCUCGACCCUCCCCUCACCAACGAUGACAUCAAGGCAGUCAUCGUCGACAUCUUCAUAGCGAGCAGCGAGACGUCGGCGACGGCGCUGCAGUGGGCCAUGGCCGAGCUGAUGAGGAACCCGAGGGUGAUGCGCAAGGCGCAGGAGGAGGUCCGGCGAGCUCUCGACGGGCGCGACAGGGUCACGGAGGAGAGCCUGGCGAGCCUGCGCUACCUGGACCUCGUCAUCAAGGAGGUGCUCCGGCUGCACCCGCCGGCGACGAUGCUGCUCCCCCGCGAGUGCCGGGCCCCGUGCCGGAUCCUCGGCUUCGACGUGCCGGCGGGCGCCAUGGUGCUCGUCAACGCGUGGGCGAUCGGCAGGGACCCGGCGCACUGGGACUCGUCGGAGGAGUUCUCGCCGGAGAGGUUCGAGGGCGGUGGCGUCGACUUCAAGGGCACGGACUUCGAGUACAUACCGUUCGGCGCCGGGCGGCGAAUGUGCCCCGGGAUGGCGUUCGGGCUGGCCAACAUGGAGCUCGCGCUCGCCAGCCUUCUCUACCACUUCGACUGGGAGCUGCCGGACGGGGCGGAGCCCGGGGAGCUGGACAUGGCCGAGCUGCUGGGGCUCACCACGCGCCGGCGCUUCGACCUCCUGCUCGUCCCGGCGGUCCGCGUGCCAUUGCCAAAGCAAAAUUUGAAUGCGCCAAGCGAAAAUUCUUUCGACAUUAAGCCUUAGGGUAGGGCGCGAAACUUACAACAUGAAAGAUUUAUUGCUAUUGCUUCAUCUCCAGCAAAGAAAUAAAGAAUAGAACAAAAGUGAUAUUUUUACACGUAUAGUACUACCAGUC
Molecule: messenger RNA, 1924 nt
Organism: Aegilops tauschii subsp. strangulata
Lineage: Eukaryota; Viridiplantae; Streptophyta; Magnoliopsida; Poales; Poaceae
Product: desmethyl-deoxy-podophyllotoxin synthase
Molecular function (GO): iron ion binding; oxidoreductase activity, acting on paired donors, with incorporation or reduction of molecular oxygen; monooxygenase activity
Source: RefSeq, a predicted model, not a curated record